GGAUAUCAACCGUCAAAUUAAACCGAAGAAGAAGAAGUGAAGCAGCGUAGCACAGCAGGCUAAUAUAAAGAUCAUCACUUUUAUCGAUCAGACCGAGAAAUAAACUCAACUUCACAAUGAAAGAUGUCAGCGGAUACCUCAAACAGCAGCAAAGCAGCAGCUCCACGCCGGAGAUGGCGGCGGAAUGGCACACUUUGGAGGAAUAUUACAACAAAAGGUGACAGAAUAAUAAUCAGCUUUCUCUGUUAGCUUAGCUGUGCUAAUGCUAGGCUAACUCAUUCAGCGCUGAGUCACGGACGGAGUUAGCUUAGCUUCGGCUAAUGUUAGCAUUAAUAAUGUUUACAUUUUAGAGGUUUAAAAACUGAAACUAGUCCGAUAAACAACAGGAUUAAAGAAGUUUAAACCGGAAACUUUAAUGUUUAUCAGUGAGAGGAUGAUGUUUGAGUCUCUUCAGUAAAUCUGGAGUUUAAUGCAGCAUGUUAGCAUUUAUCAUCUAUUUUAACUUUGUCAUCAGCUGUAAAAAGAGUUUAUUUAUGUGACAACAAGGUAAUUAAAGCCUUUUAAAAUGAUUAAAAACACCAGUCAGAGACCAAAGUGAGAGAAAAUUAGGUCUAAACAGAGGAGUUUGGUUAUUAAGACAGUUGUUUUUAACACAAAUAUAUAAAAGUUAAUAUACCUGUAGAGCUGACCUUACUAUAACCUGUUCAUGAUCAGCAGGUUUGUCUCAGUCUGGAUUAAAGGAGCUCAGAGUUUCAGCUUUCGUAGUUUGUUCAGACCUGGACCAGGUGAUCUUUGCGGUCCGGAUGGUUCAUAGUAGGGCUGGACGAUAAAACGAUAACCAUAUAUAACGAAAAUUAAUUUCCCUCAAUAUAAAACAUGAUCAAUAUCCUUUUCAAUAGUCGUCAUUCUGACAUUUUUACAUCGACUAUACGAACAGCCAAUAAAAAGGGGAGUGUCUUCGGGUCUGAACCAAUCAUGUUCUGAAUUAGAACCAAGUAUCAACCAACUGCAGCGUCGUAGCAGACAGCAGCUCCACCCAACCAUAGCACUUUAACAGGUGAAGCCGACAGCACUGUUGGUGAGAAACAAAGAAAAUGAGUGCUACCCCCGACAGAAAUGACCAUGAAGGCUCAACAGAUGACCACAUCAAUGUCAACCACAACAAACCAAAACCGCUCAGAACUUUGUAAACCAGCAGCAGGACUCUAAAGUCUAGGAUCUGCUCUGGUCCUUUAUUUCUAGAAGUCCUCUUUAGGAGGCCGAGUUUGUGAUCCUGUUUCUGAACUCAGUUCUGUGUUUCUUUGUUUUCGGCUGUAAUGACUGAAGUUGUUCACGGAUCUUUAAUCUCCAUCACUCCUCCAGUAUCCUCAGUUUAAUCCUUUUUCUCCGGGGUCAGAUCUGCUCAGUUCUGGUUUCUUCUUGUUUUCUAUAAUCUGAGGCAGGUGGAUAUUAGAUAGAAGAGGCUCCAGGAGGGAACCUUGAGGAACCCCACAUCAUUUGUUCAUUCAUUCAUUUGUUUGUUUGUCUGCUGAGAUGUGAAGUUACGUCCUCAAAGACUCUAAAGAGAUGAGUCAUGAGUGAAGUGGCGUUUGUCACCUCUGAGUUUCCUUCUUCACAGAUUGUGGCAUCAGCUGACUCUGAAGCUGACCGAGUUUGUUAAAGAUCCCUGCUUCAAAACAGGAGAUGGCCUCAUACAGGUACGUGGAAACCUGCAGACUCUAAUGAGAGCCGACCGUCUGUUUGGUGUUUUUCUGCUGAAGUUUCUUCAACUCAUCUCCUGUCAUAAAACAUACAGAAAUAAAAAAAUGAUUUUUACACAUGAAAGUAAAAUAAAAACAGAUUAUCAACCUAAGAGAGAUUAUUUUAACUGAACAAACACGCUGCGUUCCCGUUUGUCUUUACUGUAACCUCUUUUUUUUCUCUUUUAGCUCUACGACAACUUCCUCAGUGACUUUGAACACAGGUGAGACACACGAAGAGCGGCGCUCUGUUUUCUCUGAUCUUCUGUCGUUCUCGAUGAUUUCAUGUUGUCUCUCUCUCUCUGUCAGAAUUAACCCCUUGUCCCUGAUGGAGAUAGUUCUGUAUGUUGCCCGACAGAUGACAGGUGAAUAUCAACACGACCGAACCGUAAAUACCUCCUGACUUCCCGCAGGUUUUUCUUCUUCUUCUGAUUGACUUCUGUUUUUGUUUUUUCCAGAUCCUAAAGAAGCCAUCACUUUUCUGGAAAAGACCAAAGAAAAGGUCAGUCUGAAGAAACCAACACACAGCAGAUACUCUGCUGCUCUGAGUAAUAAGACGUAACUGAGUCUGUUUUUUCCUCCACUUUGACGCGUCUGUGUCUGAUUCAGGUGAAAAGUAGUGAUGAAGCCGUUAUUCUCUGUAAGACGUCCAUCGGCAGCCUCAAACUGGAGAUCAACGAUCUUCCCGCCACGAAGGUAAAACCUCCUCGACUCUCACUUUUCUCUCCAUCUGUUAAUUAAAGUGUUUGAUAAGUCUUUUAACACGUGUGAUCAGCUGAUGACGGCAGCAGCUGUUAGACAGAUCCUCAGCUGUGAGCUUCACGUCCUCAGGAGAGUCUGAUUCCUGAUUUCUGCUGAAAACCUUUAGUUUAGUCUAGUUAAGUCUUUCAGUUGGAGUUGAUCUCCUGUGUCUGCAGAGAUGUCCAGACUUCAGAGCGAAUGUUUGUUUGUCCCUCCAGAAAAUCAUCGAGGAGGUGGAGGAAAUGUUGAAUAACCUUCCAGGCGUGACGUCGGUGCACGGACGGUUUUACGACCUCUCCAGCAAAUAUUACCGCAUCAUCGGAAACCACGCCUCCUACUACAAGGACGCCCUGCGCUACCUGGGCUGUGUGGACAUCAAAGACCUCCCAGGUGGGCUGAGGCAUGAUGGGAAAGAUUUUUAGAGUUUGAUGGCGGUUUGAGCGAGGGUUUGACUGAUUGGAUGUUGAUGUUUCCUCCUCAGAGACGGAGAAGCAGGAGCGAGCGUUCACUCUGGGCCUGGCCGGACUCUUAGGAGAAGGAGUCUACAACUUUGGAGAGCUGGUAACUCCACCCACCUUCUGUGUUGGUCAUCAGCUGAUCUGCUCCAUGAUGCUGACCGUCAGUGUGUGUGUGUGUGUGUGUGUGUGUGUGUGUGCGUGUGUGUGUGUGUGUGUGUGUUUGCAGCUGAUGCAUCCUGUGCUGGAGUCUCUGAGGAACACAGACAAACAGUGGCUCAUCGACACGCUCUACGCCUUCAACGGUGGAAACGUGGAGAAGUUCCAGAGCUUCAAGUCGGCCUGGGGUCAGCAGGUGAUGACCGACACCGGCGACGACCCGCAGACCGGGCGCCGUUUCUUUAAAACACGCAUUUGUCGUCAACAUCGGGGUUUGUUUUUGAGCGUGAAGUGACGACAUGUCUCAUGUGGACCGGUCAGUCUCAGUCCUCCAUAAGUGUGAGCUCAGAAGUCUAAACCAGGAGAUCCAGAUCCAUGAUUUCAUUUUGACAGCAGAGGAAGUUUUAUCGGCGUCUGUCAGAUUCUCAGGGCGGCCAUUUUCCUCCGACAUCAUCUUCAUACUGUCGACUGGAACCUGACCGAGACUUCGACGUCUGUUUCUGACGUCUCUAUACAGACAGCCACAUAGACAUAUAAGCAGUAGAUUGUGUCCUUCCAGAGGAGGAAAUCUACUUCUAGACUUCUAGAAUCAGCAUCUCCUCAUCCAUGGUGUCAUCGGGGUGAAAUGACGUCUAAAAACCUUUCACUUGUUCGUCUCCGCUGGAGUGUUUUAUUUUGAAAAGAAGCCGGAUGUUUUAUUUUGUGUCUGUGCCCGACUUCCUUUCCAGCACGGGUUAAUCUGUGCUGAAUUUAUCCGCCAUGCUCCGGCGUCCGGAAAAAAUAGAACUCUUGUGAUCAGCUGAGGAGUCCGGCGAUCCGCAGAGGAACGGAAAGAAGUCGGUGUAAAUUGACACGUUAACUUGAAUGGUUACGAUCAGCUACGAUCGGAGGAUACGACCUUUUAGACGAUCAGGAUGAAGGGGGAGGUCGGGGGUCAGAGUGACGAGAUGAAGUCCUAACAACAGAUUUUUUUUAAGGUGUGAGAUGAUCGAUCUUUAUUAUGAGGAACAGACAUUAUACCGACCUUUAACCCCAGAACAUGACGUCAUAUCUCCGAACUCUGACUUCUCACGCUGUCUCUCAAAGUGCCGACAUUUUUCUCAUGAUUUCUGUUUUUUUUUUUCUUAUUUUAAAAAGUUUGUAUUUCUGUUUUUUGUUUUAUUUUUUCUUCUCCUCUUUUUCUUCUUCUCACUCCGGUCGAAUAUUCUCAGUAGAGUUUUCGUACCGCGCCGUAAACACGUUUAUUUCCGCGCUCACGUUUGACAUCUUGGCGCCACGCUCUCCUCAUCAGGUGAUUGUUUGUUCUCCUCCUUUUGUCCGUUUGUCUUUAAACGCUCUGAACUUUUUCGUCUCUUCUCUUCACAGCCCGAUCUCGCCGCUCAUGAAGCUAAACUGAUGCAGAAGAUCCAGCUGCUCUGUGUGAUGGAGGUGAGAGACAGACCGACCCACAAAAAAACACGCUCAUGUGAGAGGAACUUAGAGGAACCCAGACUCCUCAGGAGGAGUGAAGAGAAGAUGAUCAUUUCAAACGUCUCUUCUUCUGUUCCAGAUGACUUUCACGCGCCCCGCCAACCACAGACAGCUGACCUUCACGGAGAUCGCACAGAGCGCCAAAAUCCCCGUUAAUGAGGUCAGUGCCUUAAAGCAGCUCCUGAGUAGAUGUUGAUGAAACAGGAUGGACCCUGAUGGACCAGAGAGGUUCAGCAGAUGGACUCAUAGAUGAACGUGAUGGUGACUCUGCUGCUGCUGUUCUUCUGCAGGUGGAGCUGCUGGUGAUGAAGGCUCUGUCUGUGGGUCUGAUUAAGGGCAACAUCGAUGAGGUGGACCAGAAAGUGCAGAUGACCUGGGUGCAGCCCCGAGUCCUGGACCUGCAGCAGGUCGGUCCUCACUCGGUUUUUUCUUGUGUUUCCUCUGAAGCUUCUUUCUGUUUCUGUGUAAAAGAAGUCCAGAGUUCUUAGAGGAACAACCAGACAGGUCCAGAGUUCUUCAGAUCUGCUCCCACUGAUGCAGGUUUUAAUCUGAAGUAUUUAGAUGUUACUCAGAAACACUCGUGGUCUCGUUGUGUCUCACCUGAUGUUUCGUGUCUCAGAUUAAAGGGAUGAAGGAGCGUCUGGACUUCUGGUGUGGAGACGUGAAGAACAUGGCCAUGCUGGUGGAGCAGCAGGCUCACGACAUCCUCACAUAAACCUCUGAGAGAAGACCCUCCCUGCUUCUGUUUUCUAUUGUUUUCUACCACCUCUUUAUUCUUCUGAACAAAGUGUAUUUGUUGAUUUCCAACCUGGACUUUACAGAAACACCGAGCUGCACCAGGACGGUCCCAAAGUCCGAACGUCUCCUUAAAAACGAAUAAAAAGUUCUGAAAUGACCUUCAAGUCCA
Messenger RNA from Xyrichtys novacula (pearly razorfish), 5471 nucleotides. The record is from the annotation of a GenBank genome assembly. NCBI's taxonomy places the organism in Eukaryota, Metazoa, Chordata, Actinopteri, Labriformes, Labridae.